Messenger RNA from Rhizophagus irregularis DAOM 181602=DAOM 197198, 488 nucleotides. RefSeq lists its product as uncharacterized. The record is from RefSeq and is a predicted model, not a curated record. Lineage: Eukaryota; Fungi; Glomeromycota; Glomeromycetes; Glomerales; Glomeraceae.
AAAACUUUCUAUAAUGUCAAACAAUAUAAAGGAUAAAAAAGUACGUAAUAAUACGGUUUCAUUAUUAUUUUCCGAUAAUGACAAUAUAAAAAUUUCAGCGGCUUUAUCUUUCAUUCGUAACAAAUUCCAAGGCCGUCUUAAAAAUAUUUCUGUCAUAAAUGAUCGUACAGCUGUCAUCAUAUAUGGGAAACAUAAAGAUAGAUUGAUGAUUGAUUUGAAGGAUAAUAACUAUUAUGAAGAUUUAGAGGAAAAACUUGAAGCACUUAAAGCUGAAAAUGAUGAUUUGCUGUUUUAUCAACAAAAAGCUAGUCUAGUGGAUAACGCAUCUACAACUUCUAUUGCAUCUAAUAAUUUACCACCAAUGUCAUCUCCGACUAUAUCGAUUUUUUCUAAACCUUUUAAAUUUGAAGAUUAUAUUACAAUUUUAAAUAAUGAUUUAAACACCAUCAAUCAAUCAAUUGAAGACGAUCCCGAUCAAUGAAAUUUGG